Molecule: messenger RNA, 7764 nt
Organism: Bacillus rossius redtenbacheri
Lineage: Eukaryota; Metazoa; Arthropoda; Insecta; Phasmatodea; Bacillidae
Exons: 2
Coding region: 130-1695 (521 amino acids)
Biological process (GO): SCF-dependent proteasomal ubiquitin-dependent protein catabolic process
Cellular component (GO): SCF ubiquitin ligase complex
Source: RefSeq, a predicted model, not a curated record
CUUGUGCUGACUCUGGGACGUCAGACCUACCAGGAGCUGGGCUUGGAAGGAAAGCCGUCUUUGUUCACCCAGAAGCAUCCCACAACUUUUGUCGUGGUGUGAAAGACUUGAGGCUAAUAAUAUAUAAAAAUGCCUCAAAAGAAGCAACCAAGCACACUGGAAAAACUUUCACUAGAAGCUGUGGGACACUUGGUAAUAACCAUAGGUCAAGAAAUGAUUCAACCUGUUGUUGAGGUGUCUAAAUGUGAUCCAGACUGUGGGGCCAUGCUAUUGAAACAGUGCCUCGGUCGAUUUAAUGAACUACUCUACGGCAGUGUGCCGUGGUACCUGUAUGAUAAGAUGGCAGCUGAGGUUCUGACAUCAAUAUCUUCUUUGAUAAAGAAGACUAAAGUUCUACAAGUUGGCCUGGAGCCUGUUACUAACUUCUUAAACCAGAUGAACGUGGUUGUCAACCUCACAGAAAUCGUCAUCCACCCUAAUUUAAGACGAAUAGACUUUUCACUGUGGCCGAAAAUUAUGCGGCAUGUUUUGUACAAGAAUCUGUACAGGAUGUCGGGACUAGAGGUGUUGAACUUGGGCUCGGGGUCGUGCGGUUGGAACACGUCCGACAUCGAAAAACACAUCGUUUGUGGCGUGAUAUCCAUGAAGAACCUGACAUCCCUGUGCUUGUGUUUCGACUGCACCGACCACAUUUUGACGGUGGUGAGUCAGAACUGCUCCCGGCUGCAGAGUCUGGACGUGACGGCAUCGCGUUCCGUCACGGAUCGCAGCGUCAACGCCCUGCUGGCGUGCCGGCAGCUGAGCGAGCUCUACAUCAACAGGACGUCCGUGUCGGUGGAAGGUUACGCGGUCCUCCUGACGGGUCUCCGGCGCCUGGAGGAUCUCGGCCGCUGCGACGAGCUGGGCGUCGUCUUGGAACGCAUAAAACUGUUCUUCAGAAGUUCGAGUCCGCUGGGCCUGCGGAUGUUCGAGAGCCGGGACGUGACGUCCCGUCACCUGCACCUCCUGGUCGAGAUGUGCCCCUACGUGACGCACGUCUCGCUCUAUCACGACGAGCAGGUCAGCGACCUGACCAUCCUGGCCUCCUUGGAGAACCUGUCGGAGCUGAAGCUGUCGGCGUGCGACUUCUUCACGGACAAGGUGGACGUGCUGCUGGAACGCAAGGGCCACGACAUCACGUGCUUGCACCUGGAGCACGUGGAGGAGAUCGACACGAACGCCCUGAUGCACAUCGGCCGGUUCUGCCCCAACGUGCGGAAGCUGGCGUUCAUCAACUGCGAGUUCCCGGAGCGCCUCCCCGUGCCGGCGCCCCGGCUGUCGGCUCCCCCCUUCCAGCGGCUGGAGCAGGUGGAGUGCGUGGUGGAGAGCGCCCCGGGCCACCUGGAGCUCCUGCUGUCCAGCUGCGGGAGGAUCCGCCGCAUCCGGCUGGGCUCGUCGACGGGCAUCGGGGACGCGGUGAUGGCCCGGGUGCUGCGCAGGAACCCCAUGCCCCGGCUGGAGGAGCUGCGGAUCCUGCACAGCGAGCAGCUGGGCAUGCAGACCGUGAGGCUGCUGCUGAAGAGCUGCGGCAGCCUGCGGGUGCUGUCGGAGCUGGAGAGCUGGCAGGGCAUCUCCGCCGCCGAGCUGGCCCUCUUCCGCCAGUACCUCCGCGAGAACAACAUCCAGCUGGACGUGCGGCCGACUCUCUCCUACUGACGCCGUGCUUCAUCCACGCUAUAAGCUUUCCUUUUUACCAGGGACGCAACAACUACAUUUACAAAGGGGGGGGCAAUAUACUUUUUUAUAAAUAAUCAUCGAUCCCCCUAUUGAAGCGGAGGGUCCGGGGGUCCUCCCCCGGGAAAAUUUUGUAUUUUAAGGUGGAAAAUGGUGCUAUUUAAGGAGUUUUAUUAUCUAAAAAUUGAUUACACAGAACUUUCUUUGCGCCCGUAUUGCCCCCACUUCAAGGUUUCAGAGGGGGGGCAAAAUACCCUUCCUCCCCCCUGUUGUUGCACCCCUGAUUUUUACCAAAGUUUUUGAAAGUUGUUUGCAUGAUGAAAUGCAUUGUUACAUGGAAUCAAAUUAUUUACUAUGCAUGUAAAUGAUGCUACUGAUGCUUUUAAUUAUAUUUAACUCUGCCCACUUGUUUUACAGUUCUUCUUGUUUUUUUAGCAGCUAAAACUCACUAUCCCAAAUUUUGAUAGGUUUUUUAAAAUUAUUUAUGUAACAUAAAUUUACCUCUGUUAGAGUAACUUAACUCUAUCUUGCUAUCAUGUUUAAACUGGACCUUGGAAAAAAAAUUAACUUGUAACUUUUUACUGUUGCAGUUUUGCAAAAUCAGUUAUUUAGAGUCUGCUGUGAAAAGAGAAAAAAAAAAUUAUUUGUUAAUUUUUUAAUUUGUAAAUGUGCUGUGAUUGAUUACUAAUUAAAUGUAAGAAAAAAGUGACUUAUUAACGGAAGGCUUUAAUGUCUAUUUGAAAAAAUUUAGUACCAUUUGAAUUCGGCAUUAGUUACUAUAGGCUACGGCCAAUAAUGUGCAUUAUGAAAAUGUCAGAAUAAACAGAUGGCAAACUCCUCAGCAUCGUACUUUUGAACUGUUCCUGUCGACUCACUUGCUUUGACUUGCUCAUGCAUAUGGCCCGGGCCCUUUCUUUAUGCUGUGCUGCUGUGAAAGUUACUGACUGGCAGCAUACGUUUGUUUGUGAUGAUAUGUUGGCAGCAAUGUGACUCUCACAUUAAUGUUUAUUUUAAAUACUUUUUAUUUUUAUUAUGAACUCUGUUAUAAAGAUUUGAUUUUAUUUGUUGUAGUGUUACUGUAGCUGUGAAAGAAUUGACAGUGGUUUUGUCUUCUUUAUUUUUUUCCUUGGUACCUAAUUGUCAUUUGCUACUGAUGGUAGUAGACACUGUCAUGUUAUUUAUGAAACCGUACAUAAAGGUUUAAGUGGCUUACUGCAUAAUAAAUAUGCUUACUGACAAACUCUGGCAGAAUCUUUGUUUUUUUUUUACUAAGAUAUUUUGGGGAGGGGGGAUUACAUGAAUGAAAUAAGUUUUUUUUAGUUUAGCCAUUGUGAACUUUAAUUUUCAUUGCUGCCCAUACCAUCUUUAAUGGAACUAAGCAGUACCAAGGUUGGCAAAAAUCAUUCUAUUCCUAAUACACGCACAUUGACAUAUGACCCACUUGCUUAACUGUAUAUUUAUAGACAUAAAAAUUUAGAAAAAAAAGUAAUAUGAAAAGAGAAAAUUGUUCAAUAGAGUAGAAAAAAUGCAGGAUUCUGAAAGGGUUAGUAACAUGCAGUUGAAAAUUAUUUAUUUAUUUUAAACCAUAAUUAUUCUAGAAGCAUGUAAGCAUGCUUAUUUACACGUCAUUGAUGUGUAGAACCAAGCAUUAUAAAACUGAUGGUGUGGGAAAUCCUGUAAAAAAUGUUAAUGAAUAAAUGUUGUUACAUGUAAAAAAGUACAAUUCCUGAAGACAGAGUUGCUUCAAGUAUAGGAAUCCAGUUUAAGGUAGUGAUAAUAAAAAUACAGUCUUCCUUUUGUUGAAUAAAUGUUGUUUAUAAGAGAGAAAUAAUAUUUGAAACUUUAAACAGCUCUAGUUUUUCCUGCAAGGCGCCACUGAAAAUGGAUGUUUCAUGAGCUGCUAGGUUAAGCUGAUUGGUGCUCAGUGCUACAUAUUAUUUUUUGUAACAUUGGGAAAGUUAUUUUUAUAAUGGCAGAAUGCUUUUUGUUGUAAGGAAUAUAGAGAAUGGGAGUCAUUAAUUAACUUGUGGGAAAACAUAGAAAAAGCAUGUAAUGCAGGCAUUAAAAAAAAACAACAGUACUUGAGGUUGCAUAAUGAAAUUAUAAUUAUUUACGCAUCCAUCAAUGUUUUGCAUCUGUUCCAUUUUACACUCUAGUUGGACAAUUCUUUGUUAGUAUUUAUUUUUGUUAUUUAGUGUAUUCAUUUAUUUUAGUAAGCAGUUAUAUUCCAUAUAUGCUGGUGCUUCUAGCAUCAUUUUUAAACUCCCAUUGUUGCAAAAAAAAAAGCAUAUACAUAAAGUGCUCUCUCUUUGAAAUAUAUGUGCUGUAAUUGUUCCAUAAAACGUAUCCAAGUUUAUCCAUAAUCCCGGUAGCAUGAUCCUGUAUAUUUGAUCCUGUGAUACAUAAUGCUUGCUGUUUUAAUUUAUUAGGUCGGAAGAUCCUGUCCAAACAAAAAUAUCACAAUACAAACAAAUUAUGUCAAGUCUUGUAGAAAUUUUUUCUUUUGUAUUUUAGUUACGAUCAUAAUGCAUUGCCAUUUCCAGGCUCUUUUGAUGAACUAAAUAAAAACAUAAAACAUCAUAUACCAUAGGAUCAAUUAUACGGAAUCAUACCAUCAAUAUCAAGGGAUUGACUUGGAUACGUGAUAUGGAACUUUUAUCAUUUGUACUAUGUCCAUUCUCAGUGGAUUCUUGAAGAAAAAUCAGUUGUUUUGCUAUUGAAGUACAUACUAAAUUAUUUCAGUGAGUCAAUAUCUUACAAACAAAAUUAUAUCUGAAAAUGGCACAACCUUUCUUUAUCUUGGAAUAAAAAACUUCUUGUAAGGGAGGUGGGGGUUAUUUUCAGUCACAAGGUUGUGCAAUAUGCAAUUUCCAAUUUAGGUAAAAGCCAAGAAUUUAUCGUAGAAAUAUUAGUUUGUUUCAGAAGCUAUACUUCUUCGGAUUAAAAUUAUACCGGAAAAGUUAUGGUAUUAUUAUUACAGAAUGGAUUCCAAAUUUGUAGCUACACUGAUUAAUAACAGAAAUACUGUCAUGUUGAUAUUUCUUUGUUUGAUAAAUUUAUAUUUUAGUUACACUUAUCUUCCUUUAGAUGUUUUGAAGGUAUCUCUUUAUUUUAUGAAUAGUUUUUUUUAUCAUCACCAAUUUUUAUCAUAGCUGUACAUCAUAUUUUAUGUUUCAUGUAGACUAGAAAUUUCUAAAGGCUUAUGCAGUUUAACUCUGUUAAGAAGUGUCUCAAGGUACGUAAUAAUUAAAAUUUAUUAACAGGGGAAACUUAUUGAAAGGCUAAAAUUGAAUGUAUUUAUAGGUCAAGCACUAAAUUUUUUAAAUUUAUUAUGCAGGAAAUGUUCUUAAGAGGGUUAUACUGUUUUUUUUUGUCUAUUUGACCACUUAAAUGUUUACAUAAUGGUAUGAGAUAUGUUUACAAUAAAACCCCUGAAAUUCUUUGUAAUAUUCAGAAACACUUGUAAUGUUUUAGCUCACUUCAUACUAAAAAAAAAAAUACAUUGGAGAGAAAUUUUGAAGUGUGAAGAUCUUAUGAGCUUCCAUUUUACUUGUUUUAUAUUAAUUAACUAUUAAUAUUUGUUUUUGAGCACAGUCAGCAAAAUUAGCUAUGUUUAUUGGAAAGUAGGUAUGUAUAAAAUCUGUGUUCCUUCACAACUGUGCAUAUGUGGAAUGGUGCAGGUUUACAUUUACUAGUGUGUUAGCACGUGUGUGUCUAUAUACAUUGUACAAUGAUAUCAAUUUGAACGAGGAUUCCCUUGCCUCAAAAGGUGUAAGAAAUUUGCUCAGCUAUGGAACUAUCCAAACUGUUACAGUACAAUAAAUAUUACUUAUGUGCGACAAUGUAAUUUUUACAGCUCAGAAUUAAGUUUUGAUGACUAUAGUAUACCUGUUGACUUAUGUAUUAAAAUGUUUUGUACCAGCUUAUACAAAAUUGCAUUUUCGACAAAAAUACACACUUAACGCCUUUUUUAUAGGUUGGUUUAAAAAUAAAGGUUCCGCGUAACAUAAAUGCACUAUAAUAGUUCAGUGUGCUAUUUUUAUUUUUACGCAUAGUAUGGCUGUCCUUAGUUACCAGUUUGAAUAUAAAUGCUCGCCACUUUUGACUUACCUUGACUUAGCUUUUUAUCAGCUUUGUGUCCAGUACAAGGUAUGUGCUCAUAGUGAUUAUAGCAGGUUCUAAGAGCAUCAGCUCAAUAAACUAGACUGAUGAAAUAUUUUGUUGUGUUUUAAUAAAGGUAAGUUUUUUUUUGUAAAUUAAUGUUCUUUAAAUUUUAUGUAUCACUUUUGUAUAGAAAUACUUAUGGUAUUUAAUAUUUUCUAGUCAUUCUUUUAUCUCUGUAUCUACUUAAUAUAAAUUUUAAUUACUUUUAAGUGAAUUUAUUUCUGUGCUAAACUUUCCGAGCCAGCUUUGUGAACUUGUUUAAAGUGUGGUCUAUGAUGUUCAGGUGUUCCUUUUACCAUUAUUUUUAUUUUAGUUUUUAUUUUAGUUUUUAUUUUAGUAUGUAGCAUUUGAAAACCAGUGUUGCAGCAAGUGAGUCAUGCAGUGAAGGAGGAAUAAUCUUUCCAAUUAUAAAAAUACUCAUACUUAUUUGUUUUUUGCUAAAAAAUUUUUUUUAUAAUUUUGCAUUGGAAAAUGAGCCUUUUGGACUGAGAUUUUAAUGGUUGGAUUCAAGGAAUAGUUACAGCACUUUGAUGCUUGUGUGAUCAAUUAUAACAUAUUAUGUUGUCAAUACAAAAAAAUCCAUUGACAAAUAAAUAUAUGGCUGCAGCACUGGUUUUAGCAUUCUCGUAAACAUUUUUACUGAGCUAAAUUAGGAUAAGAUUCUAAUUUGAAUUGUGGUUCCAAACUUCCAAGUGCAGCCAUUGUAAUAAAAAAACUAUCCCUGGGAGAGCACCCGGUGAAGCAGUGUGAAUAUACAAAUUUAUGUUAAAAAUAAAUGUCUUCCAUUAAUGUAUUCGUUGGCUGUUUAAUGCCAUGCAGUUCGGCAAAACACUUAAGCCUUCAUGUACAUAUUGAAAUCAUGUUUUUUUUUUUUUUUUUUUUUUUUUUCCUUAGUGAAGUUUUAAAAUUAGUAUUAGCGAUAAAGUAAAAAAAUUUUUUUGUGUGUGACUGUGUUUUUGGAAUUUUUAUUGCUCUCUCGUUGUUUUGAAAAAUAUUCAUGUUUUACAAUCUGCCAAGUUGUCUAAUAUAAAUGGUAUAUAAAUUAUUCAUAUAGACACUUCACGCAUUUGUUUACCCGUAUUGGGUACUGUUAAUGAAAUAAUCAGUGACUUACUGUGUUGGACUUGUUUGCUCCGUGGUUAGAGCUUUGGGCGGGUGGGUCAGGAGUCCUGGGUUGGGAACUCGUUGCUGAGUGGUUCCUUCACCUUCAUGCUGCAGAAGGCAAUGAUGAGCCAUUGCAGUAUCAGCUCUCCUGGUAGGCCCCAGUCAGGUCUGGCCCACCUCCCAAUGGCAGGUUCUGGGAUGAUGAGUUUUUCAUUGUAUAAAAAUUUUCACUGUCUUUAAAAGGAGAGAUUUUUCAGUUUUUCAAAGAAAGAUUAUUUAGUAAGUGUGUAUUCUCACCCUCCCUUCAACUUAUAAUUUCCCCUAAUGUUUACUCUUCAAAAAUUAUACAAUUAACACUAUUAAACAGCUUGCUUCAUCUGUGUGCUCCCAUUGGUAUGUUUCGGGACUGCUGACAAAAUAAAUGCAUUAUGUGAGUGGAAUGUUUGUGGCGGCAAUGUGAAGUUUGAGUAUAGUUUGAAAGGUUUUUGACAUUGUGCUGAAUUUUAGACUGCGAGAUCAAGAUAUGUCUGUACGAGAGACUUGUGUUUGUACAUUGAGGAAAAUAUAUUUAAAAUUGUGAUAAACCUAAAACAUUGUAUGAGAAACAUAAUGAUUUUAACUUUGUAUAUAAGUUAGUGUUGUGAGUUGUGAUAUUUGCAUUGUAGUAAAGCAUUUUUAUAUUGCUUGUGAAGAUAACACACCACCUAUUCUGUGAUAAUACUAGCUCUACCAUCAGCGGUGUGCUGUAAUCUGGGUUUGAAUAAAUACUAGUUGAAAUUCACA